CGUUUCUCUAUGAUGUCGAUUUUAUCACAAUGAAGGUGCAAUGGCCACCCGCGUAAAGAAAAUAAAUCCUAAUCCGUUCACACAUAAAGCAAAUACAUCACUACAUAUGUCUAGGGUUUUCAUAAAUUUCAAGUUUACAAAUUUCCUAGAAUAAUUAAUCUUUGUAUGUCUUUUCAUAUACCAGUCUAGGAUCUUGUGAUUGAUUUUUGCUUUCUCGAAGCAAAAUCAAGAACUUUUUCUGUUCCCCAAAACACCAUUAUUUGAGUUAUCGUUGUUGAUUCCCAAGCAGAAUUUAUCUAAAAUCUUGCAAGACAAAGAAGCUAUUGUGUGUCCACUGUGUGUCGGGGUAAUAUUGGUAUUUAAGUCGAAAAUGUGGAUCCUGUGGGAAAUUGGACAUGGGUUUUAGCAGUUGAUUUGAUUUGAUCAAAAGGGGUUUUCAAUUUUGACUUGUAUUAACGGAUUGAAAGACUUCCAAAAUUCGGGGUUCUUUUUUGGGUGAUUGUGGUUCAGAAUCAGCAACGGGGUGAAAGUUGACUUUGCGUUUACUAGUUGAUUUUGAAGAACCAAGAUAUAAUUAUACAACAAAGGUUCUUUUUGCUUUUUGGUUGCUAUUAUGGGUUCUUUUUGCGCCAAGCUUGUCCCAUGUUGUUUAGUUUCACCAGAAGAGUCAUCCGUUCGUGAGGAUCCAACCACUGGAAAUAAAGAUGAGGUGGCGAAUGAUCCAACAGCCUUCAAAGAGUUCACAGUUGAACAACUUAGAAAUGCCACAUCAGGUUUUGCUGUGGAGAAUAUUGUAUCUGAACAUGGUGAAAAAGCUCCAAAUGUGGUUUAUAAAGGGAAACUUGACAAUCAAAUCAGGAUAGCUGUAAAACGCUUUAAUCGAUCCGCUUGGCCUGAUUCUAGACAAUUUAUGGAAGAGGCUAAAUCUGUUGGGCAGCUGCGUAAUGUUAGGUUGGCUAAUCUUCUUGGUUGCUGCUGUGAAGAUGAUGAGAGGCUACUUGUGGCUGAGUACAUGCCCAAUAACACACUUGCCAAACAUCUUUUUCACUGGGAAUCACAUCCAAUGAAGUGGGCAAUGAGGUUAAGAGUUGUGCUACAUCUUGCAGAAGCUCUUGAAUAUUGUACAAGUAAAGGUCGUGCUCUUUAUCAUGACCUCAAUGCAUACCGAGUUUUGUUUGAUGAGGAAGGUAAUCCAAGACUUUCAUGUUUUGGUCUCAUGAAGAAUAGCAGGGAUGGGAAAAGUUAUAGUACAAAUCUUGCAUUUACUCCUCCUGAAUAUUUGAGAACAGGGAGAGUGACUCCAGAGAGUGUGAUAUAUAGCUUUGGGACUCUUUUGCUUGACCUUCUUAGUGGAAAGCACAUCCCUCCUAGCCAUGCUCUUGACCUGAUAAGAGACCGAAAUCUUCAAAUGCUUACGGAUUCAUGCCUUGAAGGAGAGUUCUCUAAUGAUGAUGGAACCGAGUUGGUGCGUUUGGCUUCUCGCUGUUUGAAUUAUGAACCACGUGAACGCCCAAAUCCAAAGACAGUUGUGUCUGCUCUAAUUUCUCUUCAAAAGGAAACUGAGGUUCCUUCAUAUGUUUUAAUGGGCAUCCAAACAACUACUUCAUUUUCGCCUCGAUCUCCUCUUGGUGAAGCAUGCUUGAGAAUGGAUUUGACUGCAAUGCAUGAAAUUAUGGAAAAGCUUUCCUAUAAAGAUGAUGAAGGACAAACAACCGAGCUCUCGUUUCAAAUGUGGACUGAUCAGAUGCAAGAAUCACUAAACUCAAAAAAGAAGGGUGAUAUGGCGUUUCGACACAAAGAAUUUAGCACUGCAAUCGAAUGCUAUACCCAGUUCAUUGAAUAUGGACCUAUGGUGUCUCCAACUGUAUUUGCACGCAGAAGUUUAUCAUAUUUAAUGAAUGAGAUGCCUCAAGAAGCUUUGGGUGAUGCCAUGCAAGCACAAGUCAUCUCGCCCGUGUGGCACAUUGCUUCAUAUCUACAAGCCGCAUCACUUUUUGCCCUCAAAAUGGAAACUGAAGCCCAUGUGGCUCUUAAAGAAGGUGCCACUCUUGAAGCCAAGAAAAAUGGAACCUCCAUCAAUGGACAAUAAAUAAAUAACCAAAAGUUGCUACCAUUGUUUUAUUUUGUAAAUCUCUUCCAUGUUUAUUACGUAUAUCACUUGCUUCUUUUUGUAUGGAAAUUGGUGGUGCGUUGAAUUGACGAUUUUGCCCUUGGUUUGGUGUCCGUUUCUUGUUUUGUUUUGUUUUGUUUUGCAUGUGGAGUAAAUUGUGUGUUGGGAAAGAUAGAAAAACAGAUUUGGUGGGGAAUUUGAUUGUAAAGGAAGAACUCAGUUGACAAUACAUGUGU
Lactuca virosa is the source of this 2346-nucleotide messenger RNA. The record is from the annotation of a GenBank genome assembly. Lineage: Eukaryota; Viridiplantae; Streptophyta; Magnoliopsida; Asterales; Asteraceae.